GUCUAUAUCAAAUUGCUAAUAAAAGCCAGUGGAGCAUCCCUCUAUUGCCUUUAGUUCUAUCGAAGAAGGUUUUUCUGUAUGAAUCAUGGCAAGAGGAGAGAUGAUGAGAGUCGGUUUGGUGCAAGAAUUGGUUAAGGGGGGUCAAGAGAUCCCCCAUAAUUAUCUUUGCAAGGAAGAUGGACCAUCUGCCUUCGCUAUUGAUUCCAACAUGCCUGUGAUAGACAUGAAUAUUCUCUUUUCAUCAUCAUCAUCUUCUUCUUCUUCUUCUUCUUCAUCAUGGGAAGAAGCAAGGAAUCAAGAGAAACAAAAGCUCAAAGCUGCCUUACAAAGUUGGGGCUUCUUUCAGGCUGUGGGGCAUGGAAUUUCGGAGGAUUUGAUGGAUAUGAUGAGAAGAUUAGCAAACAAAUUCUUUGAGCAACCAAUGCAAGAGAGAAUGAAGGUGGGCCAAAGCCUUGAGGGUGAGCAAAAGGACUGGGUACAAGGCUAUGGACAUGAUCCUGUAGAAUUCCAUGACCAAAUAAUAGACUGGGUUGAUCGCCUAUACCUCCAAAUCUUCCCGGAAAAUCAGAUAAAACUUCAGUUUUGGCCAGAAAAUCCAGCUGGUUUUCGUUGUUGCAGGGAAUGCUUGGAUGAAUUGAGGUUGAAACUGAAAGCGUUUGCAGAUAGGACCCUAAGCAUCCUCGCAGAGUUAGUUGGUUUGAGAGAUGAUUAUUUCACUGGCCGUUUUAAUGAUGAAGCCACCAUGUUUUCGCGUUUCAAUUUCUUCCCUCCAUGCCCAAGAUCUGACCAGGUCCUCGGCCUUAGGCCCCACUCAGAUGGCAGUGGAAUCACUAUUGUCUUAUCAGAUACACCAGGCCUACAUUUCCUCAAGGAUGAGACAUGGCACCAAGUAUCUUUCCUUCCUCAUGCUCUACUUGUCAACAUUGGUGAUCAAAUGCAGAUCAUGACCAAUGGGAUAUUCAAGAGCGCGCUGCAUAGAGUUGUGACGAAUAAGGAGAAGCCAAGGAUUUCAAUGGCAAACUUCUAUUUGAUGGCACCCAACCAAGAAUUGGGUCCCAUAGAGAGAUUGGAAGGUGAAGUUACAGUACCUAUUUAUCAGAAGAUGAAGGUUCAAGAUUAUUCCAAAUUAUAUGUAGAUUGCCACAUUAAAAGGAAGAGGGCAAUAAAUACCAUCAAGAUCUCUCAUUGAGGCUUCAAUCCAAAUUUAACAUUCACUUUGAAUGUUGGACAUCUAGGUAUUACUAGUUGAAUAGUUUUUAUGAGUACUUGUAUUCCAUUAAACUUAAUAGCAGUCUGCAAAAAAGAUAGUUUGUGUUUGAUUUGUGAUAGGGAACUUGGAUACAUGCACAGACAUUCUGCUGGUGCUUAUAGCCAAAGCUUUGCAAAAUGCUCAUAUGAUCUUUGAUAUUCAUAUUGAAUGCAUCCUUGUGCCUUUCCUU
This is a messenger RNA of Amborella trichopoda, 1439 nucleotides long. RefSeq names its product protein LATERAL BRANCHING OXIDOREDUCTASE 1. Lineage: Eukaryota; Viridiplantae; Streptophyta; Magnoliopsida; Amborellales; Amborellaceae. The record is from RefSeq and is a predicted model, not a curated record.